AUGGCUGGUAACGCCUCGGUCGUGUAUGACCUCCCUCCACUGCCAACUUUCACCCUGUCGGUGCGAGAGCCGCUUCUUCCGCCAAUUCCCGACAAUGUCCUGGCGCUGAUGCUGCCCAUCAUCGCCUACUGGGGCCUGUCAAUGAUAUACCACUUUAUCGACGUCAACGGUUAUUUUGAACAAUAUCGCUUGCAUACCCCAGCUGAAGUUCUCAAGCGAAACAAAGUCACCCGGUGGGAGGUGAUCCGUGAUGUGGUUCUGCAACAGAUUAUUCAGACAAUCGCCGGAUAUGCAAUGUCCUACUUUGAUGCGGCCGAAGUGGUGGGUCGGGAAGAACAUGAUGUGGCUGUGUGGGCUACACGCCUGCGACUCGUUCAAAAAGCGAUCCCAUCAACUUUAGCAUUUGUUGGGGUGGACGCGCUCGGCUUGUCCAAAUCCAUGUAUCAGAACGGGCACUCAAUGCUCGCCGGCGUACUUGCGGGUGGCUCUUAUCCGGGAUUGGUGCAGUCCGUUGUUCUCGAUAACGGAGCCCAGGCCAUGGCUCCUGCAUUUGCAAGCUGGGAGCUCUCUGUGGCGAGUUUCAUCUAUUGGUACUUGAUUCCAGGCUUCCAGUUCGCUCUCGCCGUAUCGAUCUUGGAUACCUGGCAAUAUUUCCUGCACCGUGCAAUGCACCUCAAUCGCUGGCUCUACGUAACUUUCCACUCACGCCACCACCGUCUCUACGUACCCUACGCGUUCGGUGCUCUGUACAACCAUCCUGUCGAAGGGUUUUUGUUGGAUACUGCGGGUACUGGCGUCGGGUACUUGGUUUCGGGGAUGACCAGCCGUCAGAGCAUGCUGUUCUUUACUUUCUCCACUAUCAAAACCGUCGACGACCAUUGCGGUUAUGCUUUCCCAUGGGAUCCUCUGCAGCACGUCACCUCCAACAAUGCUGCUUAUCACGACAUUCACCAUCAAAGCUGGGGUAUCAAGACCAACUUCUCCCAGCCGUUCUUCACUUUCUGGGAUCGGCUCCUCAACACGCAAUGGAAGGGUGAGACCAAGCUUCGAUACGAGCGAGCACGUGAGAAUGCGCAGAAGCAGCUGGACUCUGAAAUCAACCAAGCAAAGAUUGAGACGCCGAUCUUGACUAUCCCUCAAGAGCGUGAACCGGAAAGAGUUGUGGUCUCUACUGACGGUCCCGCAACGAGAACUCGUUUUCGACGAAAGACAGUAGAUAGUCUGAAAGGCCCCAGUCAUGGUGUUCCCGGCAGUGUGCUUCACAAAUAG
Messenger RNA from Penicillium oxalicum, 1269 nucleotides. It is a transcript of the gene sur2, whose product is annotated as sphingosine hydroxylase. Lineage: Eukaryota; Fungi; Ascomycota; Eurotiomycetes; Eurotiales; Aspergillaceae. Gene Ontology annotation, molecular function: oxidoreductase activity; iron ion binding. The record is from RefSeq and is a predicted model, not a curated record. Gene Ontology annotation, biological process: lipid biosynthetic process. Bases 1 to 1269 code for a protein of 422 amino acids. The transcript is spliced from 2 exons.